This is a messenger RNA of Fusarium vanettenii 77-13-4, 2534 nucleotides long. RefSeq lists its product as uncharacterized. Gene Ontology annotation, molecular function: nuclear import signal receptor activity; protein binding. The record is from RefSeq and is a predicted model, not a curated record. NCBI's taxonomy places the organism in Eukaryota, Fungi, Ascomycota, Sordariomycetes, Hypocreales, Nectriaceae. Gene Ontology annotation, biological process: NLS-bearing protein import into nucleus. Gene Ontology annotation, cellular component: nucleoplasm; nucleus; cytoplasm. The transcript is spliced from 3 exons. Bases 251 to 1909 code for a protein of 552 amino acids.
CUUCCCUUCCUCUUUCACCUUCUCCAUCAACAACAAAAUCUUCUUCCUCCUCCUUUUCCCUUUCCUCCUCACAUCUCUCGACUCUUCCCGCCAUCUUACCCAAGCGAGGAACCUUAUUGAGCCAGCCUAUUUUCAUUUAAACGCUGGGCUCCCUUCUACUCAUACUUCUUUGCGCUUCCCCCCCGCACAAGAAUUUGCUGCUGCUGUUCACCUACCAACGCCCCCUCCUACCAAAACAAUACCAGUCACCAUGGCUGAGCGAUACAUCCCCGAGCAUCGCCGCACCCAGUUCAAGGCCAAGAACACCUUCAAGCCUGAGGAGCUUCGUCGCCGCCGCGAGGAGCAGCAGGUUGAGAUCCGAAAGGCGAAGCGUGAGGAGAACUUGGCCAAGCGACGAGGUAUUGGAACCGGUGAGAACCGCCCUGGCGCUUCCCUCGGCGCCGCCCCCGACAGCGAUGAUGAGUCCGCUCCCACCGAGUCUCAGCUGAACGAGGACCUUCCUCAGAUGGUCGCUGGCGUCUUCUCGGAACAGAUCGAUGCGCAGAUCCAAGCCACCACCAAGUUCCGAAAGCUGCUCUCCAAGGAGCGUAACCCCCCGAUCGAGGAGGUCAUCAAGACCGGUGUUGUCAGCCGCUUCGUCGAGUUCCUGCGAUCCCCCCAUACCCUUGUCCAGUUCGAGGCUGCCUGGGCUCUGACCAACAUUGCCUCCGGCUCCGCCACCCAGACACAGGUUGUUAUCGAGGCCGGCGCUGUCCCCAUCUUCGUCGAGCUUCUUGCCAGCCCUGAGCCCGAUGUGCGGGAACAGGCCGUCUGGGCCCUCGGCAACAUUGCCGGUGACAGCCCUCACUGCCGCGACUACGUCCUCAGCUGCGGUGCCCUGAAGCCUCUCCUUAACCUCCUCGGUGAUAGCCGCAAGCUCAGCAUGCUCCGUAAUGCGACUUGGACUCUUAGCAACUUCUGCCGUGGCAAGACUCCUCAGCCCGAUUGGAGCACCAUCGCCCCUGCCCUCCCCGUCCUUUCCAAGCUGGUCUACUCCCUCGACGAUGAGGUGUUGAUCGAUGCUUGCUGGGCCAUCUCUUACCUGUCUGAUGGAUCCAACGACAAGAUCCAGGCCGUUAUCGAGGCCGGCAUCCCCCGCCGACUCGUGGAACUGCUCAUGCACGCCUCCACCUCUGUCCAGACCCCUGCGCUGCGCUCCGUCGGAAACAUUGUCACCGGUGACGAUGUCCAGACUCAGGUCAUCAUCAACUGCGGUGCCCUGCCCUGCCUUCUUUCUCUGCUCAGCUCCACCAAGGACGGUAUCCGCAAGGAGGCUUGCUGGACCAUCUCCAACAUUACCGCCGGCAACUCGUCCCAGAUCCAGGCCGUUAUCGAUGCCAACAUCAUUCCUCCUCUGAUCCACCUUCUCCAGAAUGGUGACCUGAAGACCCGCAAGGAGGCUUGCUGGGCCAUCAGCAACGCCACCUCUGGAGGUCUGCAGAAGCCUGAGCAGAUCCGAUAUCUCGUUGCUCAGGGCUGCAUCAAGCCUCUCUGCGAUCUCCUCGCCUGCCCCGACAACAAGAUCAUCCAGGUUGCUCUCGAUGGUCUUGAGAACAUUCUUAAGAUUGGCGACCUCGACAAGCAGGCUGCUGGCGAGAGCGGUGACUCCAUCAACCGUUAUGCUCUCUUCAUCGAGGAGUGCGGUGGUAUGGAGAAGAUCCACGACUGCCAGAACAACGCCAACGAGGAGAUUUACAUGAAGGCCUACAACAUCAUUGAGAAGUAUUUCUCUGACGAUGAGGAGAACGCUGAUGAGGGUAUGGCCUCGCAGCCCGCCGGCCCCAACGGCACCUUUGGCUUCGGCGCCAACGGUGCUGCCCCCUCUGGCGGCUUCGAUUUUGGCAAGGGCAGCGACGCGAUGGACAUGUAGGGCCUGACCUUGCAGCAGCGUUCUGAGAGGACAAUGCAUGCCUUUUGAUGACUUCCGACUGGAUAUCCGAAACGUGGAGCAGUCUUCAACCCUAGCAUUAUAGUAGCAUCACGACCCCUUACCCAGUACAGUUCUACCAGACUGUCAUUUUACCCCCCACCCCUAUGAUAUCACACACCCCAACCCAACCCAACCGCGUCUUUUUAAUGUAUCUGGAAGGUUUAUGCGAGGGAAAAUCCCAUCCCCGCAGAAUACAGGCCCUAUGGUAGCUUGAAAGCUCCAGCCUGAGAGAGGAAGAAAGUGAGAGAGCGAGGACAGCGGAGGCGCUUCGCAUCUCGAGAGGAGUGCCGGAGAAGUGGCCAAGGUGGACGAGUCGAAGUGGAGGCAGAAGGGCAUCAUGAAGGGUGUUGUCCAGGCCCACAAGACUCGCGCAACACGGCGCCGAAGGAGUCUGGCAGCAUCAUGCAUGAUUGAUGCGAAUGGAGGUGGAACCCCGUGCUAGUGCAUCGGGAGAUUCCGAGAUGAAGCUUGAAAACUGCGGCUGAUUCACUACCAAGUGGUGGUGUGUCUGGUUCAACAGUAGCCGAACCCGUAGUCAACAAAAAUAAGGAGUGUUUGCCCCUCA